Panonychus citri (citrus red mite) is the source of this 4698-nucleotide messenger RNA. RefSeq names its product condensin complex subunit 1-like. Gene Ontology annotation, cellular component: nucleus; condensed chromosome, centromeric region. Gene Ontology annotation, molecular function: histone binding. Gene Ontology annotation, biological process: mitotic cell cycle; meiotic chromosome condensation; mitotic chromosome condensation. The record is from RefSeq and is a predicted model, not a curated record. Lineage: Eukaryota; Metazoa; Arthropoda; Arachnida; Trombidiformes; Tetranychidae.
AGUGUCUCCACCUGUGGAAUUUUAAGAAAAAGCAGUUAACUUAUUUUGUAUUCGCGCUUCUGGUGAUCAGUUUUCUUUUUGUUUUGAUUGUUUAGACUCAUUUUUUUCAUUUCGAUUUUCGAUUAAUGUGUUUCUCGAAUUAAAAUGAUUAAGUUUUCGAUUCCAAAUAAAUUGGAAGAUUUAACCUCUGUCAGUGAUGAGAGUAGUUAUAUUGUCUCGCAACAAUAUUCGGUCCGGGAAGUCAAUGAAUAUUUGAAUGAAAUUAAUUCCAAGCUGAAGGUGAAAGGAUCUUCGUUUAUCUUAGAUGAUUUUGAUUUCGUCUAUUCUGCCAUCAAAAACUUCAAGUUAUUGGAAUCUCAGUGUAAAAAUACAUGUUUCAAAACUCUUCUUACUGCCUUAUCUCAACUUGAAGAUGAAUUGAAUCGUGAAUUUCAAAAGCCUCGAGCAAAUUGUUUCACUGAUCCUUGUGAGAAACUAUCGAAAUGUAAUACACUUAAGAUGCUGAUAUUUUCUGUUGUUUCUCUUGUGGAGAUAAUUGAAGGAUCAGUUUUGGCCAAUAAAUUAGCACAAACUGAUGUUCGAGCCUCGGCCAAGAAAAAGAAUCCAAAUGAACAGACAAUCAGUGGUUAUGAUCGUGAACGAGAAAAAUGUGUCAACAUAAUAUACAAAUUGAUUGUGAUGCCAUUACAAUUACUCUUUCAACCAGCAUUUGUUGAAGAUGAUUUGAUAAGAUGUGUUACAUCUUGUUGUUGGAGAUUAAUUGAGAAUCAAAAUCUCCAUCGUAAUAAACCAUUGAUGGAUAAUUUUCACAUAAUUGGAUACACAAUAGAAAAGUAUUCUGGAAGUUUGGGUUUUUGUCUUAAAAUCAUUCAACUUUUACAACAUCGAGAGAAUUUGGUUUCUAUUCUUGGACAACUUGUUGGAUCAAUUGUUCAAAAUCACAAUCAAAGUUUACUAAUCAGUGAGAUUAUUCGAGAAGUACAAAGAGUGGACACAAGGGAUUUAUCUCGAGACACAAGUGGACCAAGAGCGAUAUCAUUGUUUCUUUGUGAAAUUGGUGAAAAAUGUCCAAAUGAAAUGAUGAACUCAAUUGCUAAUUUGUUGCCGUUUCUUGAUCAAGAUUCAUACAUAAUGAGAAAUGCGACACUUUCUAUUAUUGGUACAAUCAUCUCGAAAAACUUGAGUCAAGAUAAAAUGAGUAAUCGAGAGAAGAAUUUGAGAGAUGAACUUCUUAACAAGUUGGAAUUGCAUUUACUUGACGUUUCAUCUUACACUCGAGGAAGAGCUUUGCAAGUUUGGUGUCGACUUUGUACAGAACGAAAAAUUCCAUUAGCGAGACUCGACACUCUGAUGGAAGCGGUUGUUGGUCGACUUCAUGAUAAGACAACUUAUGUUCGUAAAUAUGCUGUUCAGUUCUUGACUUGUUUUCUUCGAUCUGAUAUAUUCGCCGUUCAAUUGGAUCUAAAUGCUCUAUCAUCAGCCUACGAGAGAGCAAAGAGUAAAUAUGAGGAAUUGGAUAGAUUGAGGGAACAAUUGGAAAGUAAAGGAGAGAAAAUCGAAGAGAACAAUUAUUUGGAAGCUUGGGAUGGAAUCGAAAUUGAUUUCUUCAAUUUGGCCAUGGAAAAUAUUGAUAAUAUUAUCGAAAAUGGAGUGGCAAGUGAUAAAGACAAUGAAGAAAACGGCGAAAUAGAUUUAGAUGAUUUCGAUUCUCUAUCGGAAAUGUUAAAAGUAGAAAUCGAUGGACAAAAUUUCAACAGAGCUGUUCAACUUUAUGCAUUGAUGAAAGAAAAGUUUCCUGAUAACGAAGCUUUUAAAGACGAUGAAGAACAAGAUUCAAAAUCUGAAGACUUAAAAGAGAAAAAGAAGGAAGUGAAACCGAAGAGGAAGGAACGUCAACGAAGUAUGAGAACCAGAAAAAGAAGGAAAACAUCAAAAUGUGAUGACAUAAGUGCCGAUGAAAAUGACACUGAGAAAAUUGUGAAAUUCUGUAAAAGCAUUUACUUAGAAUUGUCCAAGAAUAAGAACGAUGAACUUGGUGAUGAGACUAUGAGGGGAGAGAUAAGUCGAGUGGUUUCCAAUUCGCGAUCACAAGAAACUAAUUCAACUUUGAACGAAACAAAGACUGAAGAAUCUUUGGAAAAAUUGAUGCAAUCGAUUGAGAAGCAAAAAAGUCUCCUCUUGUAUUUACGUGAUAUCAUUACUGUGACGAAGUACCUUCGAUCUUCAGUACCUGCAGUUUGUACAUUACUUUACUCUAAAAACAUACAGGAUGUACAAGAAGCAAUCAACUUGGUUACUGCUUACGAAUUUGGUAUAAAAGAGGAAGCACAAGUUGGAUUGCGAAAAAUGAUCAUCUUAAUCUUUUCAACUGAUGGAACAAAAAAAGAAGUGAUCGAAGCUUAUAAGAGGAUAUUGUUCGAAGCACCUGAAAAUGCUGAACAAACUGGACUCGAAAAAGCAAAAUCAAUUGUGAGUAAAUUGGUUGAAUUGGUUAAAGGAUCAGAUUUGGAUGAGAUAAUCUCACUACAAGAGCUUCUUCGAGAAAUGUCAUCAACAAACAGUUUCGAUAAACAUGUGAUCCAAUUACUUUGGGACAAGUUUUCACUUCGAUCUGGACAAACAACCGAAGAAGAGAGUCGAAUUUGUAUUCAAUUAAUAUCGAUGUUAGCAAGUUCUAAUCCACAAUUGAUUCGUAAAAAUCUUGAUCUUCUUGUUUCCGUGGGUCUUGGAGAAAGAGCUCUAACUGACCUCCAACUCGCUCGUUACACUUGUUCUGCUCUUUCUAAAGCAGUCACCAACCAGGAAAGGAUCGUGACCGAUGAACUUCCAUAUCGCCUUUUGAAAUCACAUCCGGUAUUCGAAAGUAUAGUCAAAAUAGUAGUUGAAACAUUUCCUCGUAUUGAAUCUCAAGGAUGGUUACCAAUGUGUGAAGAAGCUUUCAAAGUUAUAUUCAAUUUAGCUGAACAUCCAGAUACGAUCGCCGAAGAAAUUUUAUAUGGAAUGAUUCGUCAUCUCAUGGAAUACAAACAAUCUAAGUCCAAGAAAAUUUCAAUGUCUUCAGAUGAUACAGAGAUUGAAAAUGAAGUCUUUGCAUCUAGUCAAGGCUCCACUUUAUCAUCAAAUGUCUCUCACAAAGCUGAUCCAAUUAUGAUUUCCCCGCAAAUAUUAGCUCGUUUCAUUCACUGUAUUGGUUCAGUUGCAAUGAAUCUUUUAAUUCAUUUGGAAGUUAAUGUUUUCACCGAGUUAAAGACAAGAAAUGCAAUUAAAGAGGAAAGAAGCAACAGAAAAAGUUUAUCACAAACUGUAAUUUCAAUGAGUAGGAGGAAAUCAUCAGGAAGACGAUCAACAGGUGUCGGUUUAAAUGAAGAUGAUGAUGAAUUAGGAUUAACAGGAGUUGUUUCAGCAGAAGAUGCUGAAGCUGAAUUCAUUGCGUCUCUUUGUAAUUCCGAGAUUGUUGAUCCUCAUGACAAGAAUGAAAAUCUACUCGCUAAAUUGUCUCGAAUUGUAGUCAAAGUAGCAAGUGAUCCUAAAAAUUAUCCUCAUGAACAAUUAAAAUCUGCUGCAAGUCUCACAUUGGCAAAAAUGAUGGCCAUUAGUGAGAACUUUUGUAAGAACAAUAUUCGUUUAUUGAUCACAAUUCUCAAGAAAGCCGAAGAUCCUGCAAUCCGAUCUAAUACCAUUAUCGCAGUUGGUGAUUUAUGUGUCCGAUUUCCUAACCUUUUGGAACCUUGGACUUCCCAUUUAUAUCAAUCAUUACAAGAUGAUUGUGUCUUGGUCCGCACCAAUGCACUCAAAGUGAUCUCACGAUUGAUUUUAUCUGACAUGAUUAAAGUACAAGAUCAAAUCAGUGAGAUUGCAAAACUUAUGGUUGACCCACAAGAACAUGUCUCUUGUAGUGCUAAGUUGUUUUUCACCCAAUUAAGCAAGAAGCUAAACGCUGUCUACAAUGUGUUACCUGAUAUAAUCAGUAAUCUAUCAGAUUCGAAGGUUGGAAUUGAAGAGAACGAUUUCCGAACCAUCAUGCGUUUCCUGUUCGAACUCAUUGACAAGGAACGUCAUACUAUUGGUCUCUUAGAGAAAAUGUGCCAAAGAUUCAAAAACACUCUAAAUGAGCGACAAUGGGUUGAUUUAUCCUUCUGUCUGAGUUUACUCAAGUAUUCCGAUAAAUCAAUCACCAAACUAUUCGAAAACUUUUCCUGUUUCGCUGACAAAGUAUCGGUUGCAGCAGUUUACGAAUUGUUCAUGUCGAUUGUCACAAAUGCAAAGAAAACAACAGGUCUUAAAAACGAAACGAAACAAAUGUUAGAGGAAUUUGAGACGAAACUGAAACAGGCAAAGAACAAAGGAGUUGAUGAAGAUGAAAUUGCGAAAGAAGAUGGAGAAGAAGGAGAUGAAGAGGAAAACGAUGAAGAUGAAGAAGAAAACGAGAGUGAAAAAACUGUGAUCUCGGCCAAAGAUCAAUCAACUUGAGUUAUUUAAUUCUAAAUAUUUUCGUCAAAUAUUUUAUUUACCAACAUUGUUAUUAUUCAAAGAAGACUAUCAAAGUAUCACGAAAUUUUCGUAUGUUAUAUGGAAACAAAUACCAAAGUAUUUGGUAGGCUCUCAAUUAGACAAGUUGAUUCAUUUUGUAAAUAUUAUCACAUAAUUUGUAUCAAUUUCUACCAAUUUAUCAUAAAUAUAAUUAUGUUUAUAAACAUA